AUGCAGGCCAACGACACCGACAUCCUCCCUCGCGCCGUUUCCUCUGGGUCAAUCCUCCCCAGAUUAUGUUUUACAAUUCGCUUCAUACCAACAACUCAGGAGCCGGACGGCGAUGGGGCGACCAAGGAUCUGCAGCGCAAGCUGCAGCAGAGACAAGACGAACUGGACAUGCUGCAGAUCGCAAAUGAGACCCUGCAGGCGCAGUGCAAGCGAACCCAGGCGGCCGUGGAGCGCGAGGAAGAGAUUAAAGAGGCCAUGAAUGACGCGCUCGGAGCGUCCCAGCGGCGAAUCACGGACCUCGAGGGCGAGCUCGAGCACGCCAAAGCGAUCGCCGCAGCGGCCGAGAAAUCCCAAGACCAGGGCACCGAGGAGGAGGGAGGCGACUCGAGCGAGCUGGAAAAGUUGAGGAAGAAGCUGAAGGUCUCCGCGGGUCUGGUCAAAAAGCUGAGGGACAGCGAGAACGGCCUGAGGGACGAGCUCGCGGCGGCGCAGAGACGAAUCGCGGAAGGGGUGAAGGAUCGCGAUGCCGAGGAGCGCGCCGUCGCCACGCAGAGAAACCUCCUGCGGAAGACGGAGGAAGACGUCGCCUCGCUUCGCGACCGACUCAGAGCCAAAGAAGACGAAGCGCGAGCCCAAGAAGAGGCCAACGCGGAGGCAUCCGCGGCGCAGGCUGCGAGGGCGGAGGAGCUGCACGAGCGCGUCGAGGCGCUCGAGGCGGAGGUGGCGGAGUCGAAGGCGACGUUGGAGCGGAAGGAACUGGAGAGCGGCGCGAUGACCGCCGCCGCGUUCGAUUCCGCCAACGCGCAGGCGAACAAGUCCGAGGAGUUGCAGCACGAGCUGGAGGCAUUGCGCGCGGAGCUGGAGGCGGCGAACGAACGGACGGAGCAGGUUCGCGUCGACGCCAACGCGAAGAUUGAGAGGGCAGAGGCUGCGUACCGAUCGAUGGAGGAGGAGUUGGCAGCGGCGAAGGCGAAGGAGGGCCCCGAUCCCUCGCUCCAGGCCCAGCUGGACAAGAAAAAGGCCCAGCUCGAGGUUGCGAACAAACUGAUCAAGACGAUGAAGGAGAACGAGAAGGCGCUGGAGGAGAAACUCUCUUCCACGAACAGCGGGGAUUCCGGAGGUGCCGACGUUGAAAAGAUCCGCUCUGAUGCCAACGCAAAGAUUGAGAGGGCCGAAGCCGCCUACAAGGAAAAAGAGGCCGAGCUCGAGCGAGUUCGCGCGGAUGCAAACGACAAGAUCGAAAAGGCCGAGGCGGCUUACAAGGAAAAGGACGCGGAGCUCAGGGCUGCGCAGGCGAUCGGUCAGGGUAAGGGGAAGGGAAAAGGUAAAAAGGGUGGGAAGCAGGGCGACAACCCCGAUGAUGUCGAGAAGAUCCGCGCCGACGCCAACGCCAAGAUACAAAAAGCAGAAAUCGCUUAUAAAGAAAAGGAGGAGGAGGUCGAACGCCUCCGUGCAGACGCUAACGCCAAGAUCGAGAAGGCCGAGGCUGCUUACAAAGAGAUGGAUGAUCAAAUCACCAAGCUGCGCGCAGAGGCAAAUCAAAAGAUUGAAACCGCCGAAAAGGCGGCCAAACUGAGCAACGACAACGCAGCCAAGGCGCUCGAGGCUUCCGCCGCGAUGACCGACGAGAUAAACCGGCUCAUGCAAGAGAUAGACCGACUCAACCAGACGAUGCCCUCGUCUGAUGGGGGGAAGACCUCCGCGUCGUCCCCCGCGUUGAAAGGGGCCGUCGCCGCCCUCGAGCAAACUCUGGCCGAGGCGGAGUCCUCCUUUGCGCGAGAACGCGAGUCCCUCGUCGGGGAUCUCGCGGCCGCCAGAUCCGAGGCAAAGGAGGAGAAAAACGCGAGGGAGAGCGCCGAAGCGGACGCCAACGCCGCCAGGUCCGACGCCGAGACGCAGCGCGCCGUCGCGCUCGCCGCCGCCGCCGAGAGGGACGGGAUCUCCGCCGCAAAGAAGGAACUGGAGGCGGCGCUCGAGGAGGCCGUGCGCGAUGCAGACGCGGUCCGCGAGGAGUGCGCGCGCGCGAAAACCGCAAUGAGCGACGCCGCGCGACGCCUCGACGACGUCACGAAACGACACGCCGCGACGGAACGAUCGUCCGCGGAGUCGGCGGCUCGCGUUGCCGAGCUCGAAACUUCAAUCGAGUCGCUGGAGGGGGAGCUCGCGAAGUCCAUCGAGGAUCUUCGGGAGACCAACCUCCGGCUUGAACGCGCCGAGGCGGUCGCGGACGCGGCCGGGGACAAGGAUCAGGUCCUGGCCGAGGCGAGAACGGCGAAGCGCGACGCGGAGGAGGCGUUGACCGCGGCUACGGCGUCUGCUCGCGCGGCAAAGGCAGAUGCCGACGCCGCCAGGGCCGACGCCGCCGCCGAUGCCAAAAUCGCGGCGUCGCUUCGUUCACAGCUGGCCGAGCUCGAGCAGAAAGCGGCUUUGAUGGAAAAGAGAGUCGAGGCGGCCACGGAACGCGCCGACUCCGCGGAGAAGGCCAACAAGAGCCUCGCCUCGAUCGAGUCUGCCCUCGCGGAUGCCAGGAAAGAGCACGCCGCCGAUGCGUCUCGCAUGCAGUCGGCCUGGGACAAGGAACGCGUCGCUCUGGAACGCGAGGUGGAGGCACUGCGCGAAGCCGGCGCGGAGGACGCGGCGAGGGAGACCGCGCGCGACUCCGGGGUCGCCAGGCGGAUCUCCGAGCUCGAGCAAUCCGCCGAGGAGGCUGCCGUCGCCGCCGCCGAGGAAAAACGUGUAUACGCCGAGCGUUACGCGGCGCUAUCGGCAGACUUCGAGGCAAGCGCCGAGCGGUGCCUCGAGCUCGAGACUUUGUGCAAGAAACUGCGGGACGAUAUCGAGUCUGCCGAGAGACGGGAGCUGGCGUCGAAGGAGGUGAACGACCGGCUCACCGACCUCGCCGCCGCCGCCGAGGGAAACGCGUCGGUGGAGAUUGCCAGGCUCCGAGCCGAGCUGGCGGCGGCUGUCGCCGACAAGGAGACGAUGCUCGCCCAGAACCUGGAGCUCGAAGCCGCCGCGGAGGUGGCAUCCGCCGCCAUCGUGGAAGCCAAGGCGGACCAAGACGCGGCCGUAGCGAGGGUUGAAGCCGCGGAACGCCGCCGCGCCGACGCCAGGGGCGAGACGGAGGGGCUCGAAAAGGAACUCGCCGGGAAGAAGGCGAAGAUUGACUCCCUGGAGGCUGAGGUCAAGGAGCUCCGCGCGAAAGAGACCGACGCGGUCAAGGAGUGCGAAUCACUCCGCGCGGAGAUUGCACGCCUGGAGGCUGGGUCCGCGGCGAGGACCCGCACCGACGACGAGAACAAGAUCAAGUCAGAGAUGUACGCCACCCAGGAGGCGGAAACGCUCAAGGUGAAACUGGCGGAGGCCAACGCUUUAAACGACCGACUCCAGAAACAGGUUCAACGCGCCGAAGCCGCCAAGCACGACGCGGAGAAGGAGAGAGAGAGCCUCAGGGAGGGCAUCAACAAGACCGCGAGGGAGAACCGCGCGCUGACCGCCCGCGUGGCCCACCUCGAGGCGCAGGACGCGUCGCACGAAAGGGAAAAAAAUGAGGCUCUCCGCGAGGCUGCCGCGGCGCGGGCCGAUGCCGAAGCGUCCUCGGCGUCGGCGGCGCAGGCCUCAUCCGCACGCGCCGCGGCGGAACUUCGAGCCGAGGAGCUCAGGGAUCAGCUUCGAUCCGCGAGGGGAGACGUCACCUCCGCCGCCGCCGCCGCGUUGGAGAUGGAGCGACACAUGGGCUCGGCUCAGCGGGCAGCCGCGGAGUCGGCCAUGAAACUCAAAACGCACAGCGCGGGCAAGGAACUGGUCUCGCUGAGACUGAGAGAAAAGACACAGGAGCUCAGCGACAUGGCGGAGACGCUCAGGGAGGAACGCGCGAAGCGAAGGGAGGAGCGCGAGACGAUCGCCGCCGAGAAGGAGACGCUCAGGGUGAAGCUCGCGGCUUUGGAGCGGCGCCUGGAGGACCGAACCGAGGAGCUGGAGACGGCGCGCGCCGAGCUGGGCGCCGCGACGGACGAGGUGGCGAAGAUGUCGUCGGAGUGCGCGAGAUCGGAGGAGCGCGCGGCGAGCGCGGCGGCGAGGGCGCAGAGGCUGCAUCAGAGGCUGUUCCCGGAUGGCGCGCCGCCGGGAGAAGACUCGGACGAUGAAGCCGUCGACGCGGUGACCCCAAUCCGAAAGGGUAAAGGCCGCGGCAACAAAGCCCGGCUGGCGGUCGUGCGCGCCACCCUGCUAGGUCAUCCGUCGUUUCCCGAGGGCGUCGACGUGACCGCGGCCAUGCGACAGAGGGCCAACUCGGAGGAUGGCGAACGCCUCUGCGUGCGCGUGUCCGAGAAUCUUCGCGAAGUCUUUGGCGAUCGCUACCCCGCCGACGACGACGCGUGCAGGGCCGCCCCCAAGACCGAGGGCAAGCUGACCGUCGAGUACCGGUCCACGUACUUUGGCGAGGGCGGCGGCGCGCUCAGGUGCACGGUUCGCGUCGGGGGCGUGACCAGCCGAACGCCGUUUCUGACCGAGUCGAUGUGGAUCGAGGCGAAGCCGUCCGCGGCUGACCACGCCGCCAGAACCUCCGCCGCGCGAAUCAGGGACGCCGAAUCCGCGGUGGCGUCCGCGAGAUCGAGGGCCAUCGUGCUCGAGGGCAAGGUUCGCUCGCUCACCGACGAGUUGGUGCUCGCGAAGGCGUUUGCGUCCGGUUUGGAGCGAAGGGAGCGCGAGCUGGACUCGGCUCUGGCCAAGAUGCGAACGAGGUGGUCGAUGGCUGCGGAAUCUUCCGAUCGGAACGAAUCCGACGCCGAUCGGCACAGGAAGGCGGCGUUUGCCGCCGCCGCGGUCGCGCACAGGGCGGUGGAAGAUGCGCGCACGGAGGCGGAGAUCGCCGUGAUGGAGGCGGUGCGGCUCGAGCGCCUGAGCGCGGACCAGAGGGCGAGGGAGAUUCGACUCUCCCAGUCGGGCAAGGGUCGCGGCGUCGGCUCCGCGUCGGACUCGGUCAAGGGAUCCUGGGGCGAACCCAGAGCCGACCGAACCCCGUCCGUGCCCAGCCGCGAGACGACCUCCCUCCCCGCGAAGAGCCCCGUCGACUUUGGGUACAAGAGCAGGAGUAAGGUUCGCGCGGCGAUGCGAGCCGAGGCUGAGGCGUGGGAGCGAGCGAGAGCGGUCUCUGGGGUGGGAGAGUCCGUCGCGACGCGCGCGCGUGCGUCGUGGGCUCGGGGACGCGACGUACCCGAGCCUUUCUUGACCCCACGCGCGUCUCUCUCCGCGCCCAAGACGGCGGCGAGAUUGGGCCCAACUGCUCAAUCCCGUCAAUCCGCGUCAAUCGCGCGUCGAGACUUUCGCCUCAUUGGACGCGAAUCGCCCUCGGAGGAAGCGCGACGCAGGGCGGACGCCAGGGUCGCCGCGCUGCGCGCCUCUCGCCAAUCCGCCUCCCGCGACGCCGGCCCCAACUCGCCCACGAAUCCCAAGCCCCGGGAUUCAACCUCGAACUCGAGCUCGAGAGUCGCGAGGGCCAUCACGCCGCGCCGCGGAUCUGCGGGCUCGAUGGGGCGCAAGGGCGGCGCGCUGAGAGCCAAGCUCGAGGCUGCGGAGGCGAGGUUAGCGUCCGCGGUGGCGGAACGGGAGGCGCGACUGGCAGAGGCUGAGGCCUUGCGUCGAAGGGCGUGGGCAUCCUCCGUGACGGGGACGUCGUCGAGCCGGGACGAGAUUGAGACGCUGGCGCGAACCGUGAUUGCGAGGAGCGAGAGGGUUCUCCGGGAGGACGAUUAA
This is a messenger RNA of Micromonas commoda, 5754 nucleotides long. RefSeq lists its product with no specific name. The record is from RefSeq and is a predicted model, not a curated record. NCBI's taxonomy places the organism in Eukaryota, Viridiplantae, Chlorophyta, Mamiellophyceae, Mamiellales, Mamiellaceae. The transcript has 2 exons. The coding region runs from base 1 to 5754 and encodes 1917 amino acids.